UAUUUUUAAAUUUUAAAUUACAAAUUGAAAGUACACAGGGGUCACUUUGGGGUCAAGGUGAAUCGAAAAUGGCAUCACCGGUUAGGAGGCUGUGCUCAAGCUCAAAGCUUAUUUUUUCCGCAUCUGUACACUGUCAGAGUGCAGCUGCAGCUAGACGGUCAAUAUGCCUGACAUCAGUGAAAUACAAAGAAUUUUACUGGAAUGACAGAUCUGACCCAAAUGAAAAGACCUUCGAUAAGAUCUUGAUAGCUAACCGUGGAGAAAUAGCAUGUAGGGUUAUCAGAACAUGCAAAAGACUUGGAAUCAAAACAGUAGCUGUCCAUAGUGAUGUAGAUUCAUUAGCAGUCCAUACUAGGAUGGCAGACGAACAUGUUUGCAUCGGUCCAGCUCCAACUAGCAAAAGUUACCUGAACAUGGAGGAAAUCUUAAAAGCUGUCAAAGAUACUGGAGCACAAGCAGUACAUCCUGGAUAUGGGUUCCUGUCAGAAAAUACUAUCUUUGCAGCAAGAUUGAAUGAGAUUGGAGUAGAGUUUAUUGGUCCAAGCAGUGGCCCUAUCAAGGCUAUGGGUGAUAAAAUAGAAAGUAAAAGAAUAGCUACUAAAGCUGGAGUUAAUAUGAUCCCUGGACAUGAUGGUGUUGUAGAAGACGUAGAAAGUUGUAUCAAGUAUGCCAAUGAAAUAGGUUACCCUGUGAUGGUGAAAGCCUCAGCUGGUGGUGGUGGUAAAGGAAUGAGAAUAGCUUGGAAUGACAAAGAGUGCAAAGAUGCAUAUAGAUUGUCAAAAAAUGAAGCUGCUUCCAGUUUUGGUGAUGAUAGAAUGUUGAUAGAAAAGUUUAUAGAUAAUCCUAGACAUAUUGAAGUACAGGUUCUUUGUGACAGACAUGGCAAUGCCUUAUGGUUAAAUGAGAGAGAAUGUUCUAUACAAAGAAGAAAUCAAAAGGUUAUAGAAGAAGCUCCAAGCACAUUUGUUGACCCUGACAUGAGGAGAGCUAUGGGAGAACAGGCCACAACUCUAGCCAAAGCAGUAGGAUAUGAUUCUGCUGGUACUGUGGAAUUUUUAGUUGACUCAAAAAAGAACUUUUAUUUCUUGGAAAUGAAUACAAGAUUACAAGUAGAACAUCCAAUCACAGAAAGUAUUACUGGUAUAGAUAUUGUAAACCAGAUGAUUAGAGUAUCAAGUGGAAACAAGUUAUUACAUACUCAGGCAGACAUUCCAAUAGAUGGUUGGGCAUUUGAAUGUAGAGUCUAUGCUGAGGAUCCAUACAAGAAUUUUGGUAUGCCAUCCAUAGGAAGAUUGUACAAGUAUAUAGAACCUAAUCAUAUAGAUAGAGUGCGUUGUGAUAGUGGUAUACAGGAGGGUAGUGAGAUCAGUAUUUACUAUGAUCCAAUGAUAUGUAAACUAGUAACUUAUGGUGAAAAUAGACAGGCAGCUUUAGAUACCAUGGUUACAGCUCUAGAUUCCUAUGUUAUUAGAGGUGUUACCCAUAAUAUUCCAUUAUUACGUGAUAUUGUAACAGAGAAAAGAUUUGUAGCUGGUGAUAUCAGUACUAACUAUCUGCCAUCAGUGUAUCCAGAUGGUUUCCCAGGUAAAGUUUUGUCAGCAGAUGAAAACAAUGACUUAUGUGCAAUGGCAGUUGCUAUAUAUAUCAAAGAUCAGCUAGUAGCCAGAAUGUUUACUAACCAAACUAGAAUCCCAAUGGAUACAAAUGCUCCUACAGAAUGGGCAUUAGUUGUUAAUCAACCAGGUGGCGAUUCAGUGUCAGUGAAAGCAACCUUGACAGAUGGACAGAUUAAUAUGGACAUUGGAGGAAGAACAAUAUCAAUAUCAAGUGACAUUAAUUUUACUACACCACUGAUAGAAACAGACAUCAAUGGAAAUCAUAGGAUCUUCCAGCUUUCACAAAGAAUGGGUGGAGGAAAAUAUAAUCUCAGAUUUUUUGGCACUGUGUUCCCUGUAUCAGUUAUGGAUGAGUUCACCAGUAAAAUGUUGGAAUACUUGCCUGAGAGGGCAGAUGCAGAUAUCUCAACACUGAUUUCAGCUCCUAUGCCAGGAAUGUUAAAAUCAGUUACAGCCGUAGUUGGAGAAUCGGUGGCUGAGGGUCAGGAGGUUUGUGUAUUAGAGGCCAUGAAAAUGCAGAACAGCCUAGUGGCAGCUAAAACAGGAAAGAUAAAGGCAGUUAAUUUUAAAGAAGGACAGACAGUUGAUGAAGGAGAUGUGAUUGUUGAAUUGGAGUGAAUUAUUGUCAGUUAUAUUUAUAAUGAUAUUCCCCUUGUGGAUCCAAGUAAAGAGGCCAUCUAGAAAGGAUUUUUAAAAAUAUUUGUUUUUCAAAUCAAAAGUGCUAUUGUGUGUGUGCUUAAGCUGUAUGCUGAAGUACAAAUCAGGGAACAAAAACAAUCUUAUGUUAGGUUUUCAGUUUAAAGUUGAUGUAUUUUUUGUAUUUUUGUUAUUUAUAAAGACAAAGGAAAGAUAAGUAAAGAUAAAUGAACUAAAAAACAUUUAUUUCAUCAGUUCAUGUCAUAAAAAAUAGAAUCUGUUUGGUACAUAUUUAUUUUGUUUGGGAAUAAAGUAAGCAUAAUAUUUACAAAAGAAUAUGCCAUAAGGUUUGUUUAAUAGUGAAUGAAGGACACUAUUUUGCAGAAAAUCUUACCUUCAGAAUUUUAAUAGAUAUGCACUUACAAGAAAUGAGUUCAUGUGAUAUAUAUAAUUUAAAAAUUAAUUUUUAAUUCAAUUUUUAAUUAUAUGGGUGUUGUAAUUCAUUAAAUUGUUUACCAAUUGGAAAACAUUCCCCUUCAUGAAAGCAACACUAUAAAGUGUAAGAAAAAUUUAUGAAUGCUGAGUGGCUGUCACUUUGUACAGAAAUAAGAUCUCUAUUUAGAUAAUUUACACUAACUUAAAGAUUUCAAAGGUGUUAAAACAUGCUUUGAUGUAUUGUCUUUUUUUUAACAUGUUUUGAAUUGAAUAUGUGGAAAAUUGAUAAUUAUUUUUUGCUUGUAAAUGGUUUUUUAAUUAUGUACAUUCUGUUAAAAUGGUUUUUUUUCACUGCCAAGACACUACAUGACAGUUUUAUUCUACUGUAAAGACAACGAUACAAAGUAUACAAGCUAAAUUGCAAUUAACUGCCAGGACAUUAAAAUGUAUAUGUAGGAAAUAAAUUGGGUAUACUUGGUUAUUCUUUUGUUCUUUUUACAAAUUCUUUUAACCCUAUGAUAUAAGAUUGCAUGAAAGCUUUUGUUUGGAAAACAGUUAAGAUAGUCUUAAUCACUGUUUGUUAUAUAUAAUAUAUUUGAAGCAAAAUAUAAAGAUAUCUGGAAAAAAGGUUAAAAUCUCUUCUGAAUAUAUAUACUUAUGAAAUAUACGUACAUAAAUUAGCCAUCAAUGAUACCAUUUCCACAUUUUUUUUUAUAGUUUAGAUAAAGAUUAUGCUGCCAACUGUUGCAAUACUGCUUGAAUAGUGCUGUCUGUCUUUUUUAUAUGACAAAGUUAGCUGUGAUACUCUGUUUUGUUAAACAUUUAUUCUUAUUUCUGUGUUAUAUAGGAUUCACUUUGUAUGCAGAAUUCUCAUAAAAACACAAUUUUCUUUAAAGUUAUAACCUAAUACUUUAAUGAAUAAAUAUGCUUGUCUCAUUCUUCAUCACAUCGAUUUAAUAAAUGGCAAAAAUCUGCUGAAUUUCAAGGAAUCAAUGUCUUCAGUUAGUGCUUACAUUAAAUACAAAUCUAACUUAUUACUUUUGUUAAGAAUGGCUUCAAUAAUAUAUCUUGCGCGAGUCAUUAGUAUUAAUGUAAUUGACGGCUAAAAGAAAUUUCAAUGAUAUGGAUAUUUUAAUUUCAUUAUUGUGUAAAAUAUCCAGAACUCAGGAAAAAUUUAUAGGUUGAUAGAUAUUGUUUAUAAAACUUGCAAUCAAAUAAUAGUAUGCUGGCAUAUUUAACUUGCCAUUCUCAGGUGUUACAAUAAGAAAUUUCUACAUUCAUUACAUACGUAGUAAUAUUGGUUGUUAGACUAUUAAAUGUAUAUAAAUUACUUCAAAGAUUAUACAUGCUUUUUUGAUAAAUCCCUACUUUAAUGAUCUGCUGUCCUAUUUAUGAACUGUACUGUUAAAAGAUUGUGCUGCCCUUACACAGGUUCGACAGUUAGGUUUUUUGAAUAAUUAAUUGGUUGUAAAAUUAGCUAAAGGUACCCAUUAUUGACUCUUUGCUGUCAAAUGUGAAUACUUGAGUACAUGUUGUUUAUCUGAUAAAGACUAUUUUAUUUUGAUCAGCUAAAGAACAUUUGAAUCAUGUAUCAAAACUGAGACAAAAAAUCUCUUUAUUGUUAUUAUUAUCAUGGAAAACGAAUCUUAACUUUUUUUUAUAUAAGAACGACUGAAAUGAUGUAUCAUACAUGAGCCAUUACUAUUUGUAUAAAUGUAACGGAAUGAUCAUAAAGAGUUGUUUAUUUGAUUGUGUACUAUUUUGAUUUAUAACAAAUUGUCAUGGCCAAAUAUAUAAACUCAUCAUAGAAACCAGGAUUAAAAUUUUUGUACACAAGACACCCCUUUUGUCUACAAACUGCUUGUCAGUGUCUCUGACCCUCAAAACAAACAAGUUUAAAGGGCUUAAUAAAGUUGAAGAGCAUUGAGGACUCAAAAUUCGAAGAAGGUUUUGAAAAUACAGCUUAAAUCUAGUUAUUUACAUAGUAUGUUGACUUUUUUUGUGCAUUAUUUGUAAUAUUAACCUGUACAGAUCAUUUAAUCAUAUGAUUAUUAUGGUACGGGUUCAAGAGGUCAUUUGAAAAUAAACAGUGUGUAGUUGAUC
Messenger RNA from Mytilus trossulus (common blue mussel), 4790 nucleotides. RefSeq names its product propionyl-CoA carboxylase alpha chain, mitochondrial-like. The coding region runs from base 69 to 2234 and encodes 721 amino acids. The transcript is spliced from 23 exons. Gene Ontology annotation, molecular function: propionyl-CoA carboxylase activity; ATP binding; metal ion binding. Gene Ontology annotation, cellular component: mitochondrion. Lineage: Eukaryota; Metazoa; Mollusca; Bivalvia; Mytilida; Mytilidae. The record is from RefSeq and is a predicted model, not a curated record.